CCGGAGAAGUGCCCUCGCGAUACAUCCAGGUUUCAGCCAGAACGAAGGAACACGGGACGUGCGAGACAGCGAUUACAAUGGCCAGAAUCGGUCGGGAACAUCCCAUUCAUCAUCAUCAUCAUCAUCAUCAUCAUCAUCAUCAUCAUCAAAGUUCCAGGGAUAGUGCAGAGCUGGAAGAUCGCGACCCAAGUGUCGCGAACGACGAGACUGCUACCCUGAAAAGACACAAAGAUGGGCGAGCUCCCAGGUCCUAUUGGCGUCAAGCUAGAGCCCGCCGGGUUUUCCAUGGCUGGAGAUUCGGCAUCCUGUGCGCUUCCGCUUGGGCCGUCCUAGUCUUCCUGAUCAACCUCACUGCGACCAUCGCCAUCUCGGCGAGCUCUCGCGGAAACCACGAUGUCCUCCUGGAGGAUCAAUGCGAUAGCGUAAGCAAGUGGAAUACUGGGCUUCAUGUUCUAAUCAACGUUCUCAGCACAGUGCUGUUAGCAGCAAGCAACUAUUGCAUGCAAUGCUUGUCUGCCCCAACCCGACGCGACGUAGACAAGGCGCAUGCAAAAGGAUCGUGGCUUGACAUCGGAGUCCCAAGUACCCGCAAUAUCUCAAUCAUGAGCCGCAGUCGGUUGGCUAUAUGGUGUCUCCUAGGCUUGACGUCUCUGCCUCUACACCUCCUCUACAACGCGACCGUCUUCCAAUCAGUUUCGUCUAACAGCUAUGUUGUUGCAACAGUUCACCAAAGGUUCCUUCAGGAUGAAAGCUGUCGCAACUGCACUAACGGGUUUUCGAGAAAUGAUACAGCAGAGGAGAAGCCAGAAACUGUACUCAGCGAUUCAGUCGUCAACCAGAUACCAGAAAUCUUGGGAACAUUACACACGGAAGGGCGGCAGGGAAAGCUUCUUCGCCUGAGCGUGGAGGAUUGUCGGAAAGAGUACUCCGUUCAUGUCAACCCUAAACGAAGCAACCUCCUGGUCGUAUCUUCAAAGCCUUUCGACCCCCUGGAGACGCAGAUGUUUGUCCCGGGCUCAUACAUUUGGGACAUACAAGAAUUCAAUGCCACAGAUAUAGAAAGGAAGGAUCUUUGGAUGGAAUCGAAUGAUUCGCAUUGUGUUGGGCUCGAUUCCGCGGGUAAAGAGUCUUGUACGUCUGAUAUGAUUGAAACUCCAGAUUCGUGGACUGUAGGAGAACAUUGGGCGCUGUAUUGCUUGAGUCAGCAGGCCGUAGGAUCUUGCAAGCUGCGUACAAAGCGGAGUCUGCUGAUCAUUGUUACAGCCGUAAAUUUUGUGAAAUGCGCUCUGAUGUUCUACGCAUUUCUGAACAUGCAAGACGACCCUCUCAUCACAGUAGGCGACGCCAUCGCCUCAUUUCUCGAGCGGGAAGAUCCUACAACGAGAGACAUGUGCCUGUUAUCAAAACCCGACUUUGAGAAGCCUGGCAUCCAAAGAGAGCCAAGAGAAUUCCAGAAUGAUUUGCGGCGCCGCUGGAAGGAUGCCACGAGCAAAGUACGACGACGAUUUGCAUAUGCCAUACUCGUCCUCGCCAUCUUGACUGUUACCUUCCUUGCUCUUACCAUGAUAUUCGGGAAUCGAUACAAGGGUUCGAACGGAUACUCAGUGCAGAUGCGCCCUGGUAUUGAACAGCUCAACACGCAGAACAUGUUGAAGGGCUCCUGGGACGUACUUGACAGAAACCUGAUCAUCGUCAAUAUUCCCCAGUUAGGCAUCUCUCUCAUCUAUCUGUCAUACAACCAUCUGAUGACGGCCAUGCUACUGGGAAGAGAAUGGACUUCGUACGCCGAAGACAGAAAAGGCUUGGGGAGAAAGGGUCUACGAGUGUCGCGCGUACCUUCUGGGGAGCAAAGAAGCACAUACUUCCUUCAACUGCCGUAUCGAUUCAGCAUACCUUUGAUGGCCAUGUCGGGUCUGUUGCACUGGCUUGUCAGCAGAAGCUUCUUCCUCGUGCCGAUUGAAUUCUACGACCCGCUUGGCCAGCCAGAGAUCGGGAGAGACAACAAGCCUCGUGCGAUGCUCGGCAUGGGUAUCUAUCCGCUUGAAUUGAUAGUGGUUGCUGUACUGAGCGCACUCAUGCUCCUAACUGCAGUGGGAUUCGGAUUCGUGCGUCACAGAGCGAGUAUGCCGGUCGCUGGAAGUUGCAGCAUGGCAAUGAGCGCGGCGUGUCAUCUCAAUGAAGCAGAGGACCCUGAUCGAGACACGGCAUCUACCAAGAUUAUGCAGUGGGGAGUGGUUUCAGUUUCAGACGAGGGAAUCGGGCAUUGCUCCUUUUCUUCUCAGGCUGUACAACCUCUCGUAGUAGGUGUAAAAUAUGCGGGGCAAUGUUCAAAUAAGGUGAUAUAG
Molecule: messenger RNA, 2345 nt
Organism: Periconia digitata
Lineage: Eukaryota; Fungi; Ascomycota; Dothideomycetes; Pleosporales; Periconiaceae
Source: the annotation of a GenBank genome assembly